AUGUUGAUCUAUCGUCAUUUACGCUUCUUGCACCCGUCGUUUACUCCAAACCCGGCCCUCAUCGGCUCUCUCAUUUCCAUCCACACCCAGGAGCAAGCCUCGAGAAGGACAUUGACUUAUCUGCUCCAAGAAUUUGCAACUCACCAUGGAGUCGCCGAUCAACAGGCUUACCACGCCGUUCUUCACGCUCUCUCCAAGCAAGGUGACAUAAACGGCACCCAGAGCGUCUUCCUUGAGCUGUCCCGUGUCCACGGUCAACCCAAGCACCCCAAGUUCUACUCCCCGCUGAUCUACGCCUAUGCUCGUGUAGCAGACCCUGAAGGCGCCAAAUCCAUAUUUGGCCUUAUGGAAUCAUUGGGUGUUGAACGAAACACUCACUGUUGGAACAUCUUGCUUUAUGCUUUUGUAAGGGCGGACCAACCUGAGUGCGCAUUGCAACUGUUCCAAUCAAUGGUGACCCAAGGAGUCGUUCCUGAUGCUCACACCUUUGGCACCCUCAUGUCCAUACCCUCUUCCUCCGGCGACAUCAACGAAGUCAUGAGGGUGGUUCAACUUGCCCAACAGUACAAUAUCAAUGUCUCGUACGAAAUGACCGCUGGAGUUGUACACUCUCAUUGCCUCAACGACGAUCCUGACGCCGCCCUCCAGUUUGCUGUGGCAUCCACUGGAGCAAUGUUGGGAGGAUCACCCAUCAAAAUGUGGAACCACAUACUGAGAUACUAUGCCUUCCGCGCUGAACCGGAAAAGCUCCUGCGAAUCCAAGAUCAGAUGAAGGAACUCGGUGUGGUACCUGAUGCCAUGACUUACGCCGCAUUUAUGACAGCUCUCGUUAUCGUUGGCAAAACAGGAGAAGCCGCCCGAAUUCUCAGGCAUCUGGAUAUCAAGAAACGGCUAGUGGCUAGCCGCUUUCAAUACGCUAUCGUUCUCCAAGGAUUUUUGUUGGAAGGAAACCGAGAUAUGGGCCAAGUUAUAUAUCAUGAAAUGCUUCAAAGAUUUCCGGAUGUCGGCCCAACGGCGAGGUUGGCAAUGCUGCGCCUGAAAGGCCAGAUAUCUCUCGAAGCUCGCGGUCCUUCCGUUGCAGAUGUGUCGGACUACGUUGCUGAAACCCUAGCCGAAAUAUCUGUCGCAGAUCGCGCUACCAACGAACCGCAACGAGGCAUUGGUCGGCGUAGAAAUGUUGACGCAUUUCCAUCUGUAUUCGUUGAAGACCUCAUCAAGCUUCUGGUCCUCAAAGGAAGAUUCAAACAGGCUGGAUAUCUUCUCAAUCGCUUUUCGUCCCUCGCACAGUCGGCUUUUCUCGGCCUUAACCCCCGCAGCGACAAGUCAAUCACGCUUUUGACGGCUCGAUUGGCAAUCUUGAAAAGCCAGAAGGCAUGGAACAUCUUAGAGGACACAUGGACGCAGAUCCUCAGACUUGGUGUCAAGUUUGGCCAGUCAAUUGAUGUUUCAACCCUUUCGGGGACGAAGUCUCCCAAUCUCGCAGCGGAGUCGCCUACUACUACGGCCAGUCAACUCGCCGUCAAUCCCACCACCAUUCUUCCUGAGCCUGAAACAAUGUCAAUCCCCUCCUUCGCUGAGCCAUGGUUGCUUCACAAUUCAUCCCCUAACGUUUGGGAGUCUAAGAUAAUAUUCCCUCGUCGGUUUAUUUUAUCGGCGGCUAUCACAAGAUAUCUCAGUGCAAUGGCUGAGCAAAAGCUAUUUGAUAAGGCUGUUGAAACGGUUGAGCGGCUUCAAACUAUGGGAUUCGCGUUGACAAGCAAAAAUCUGAACUUCUACAUCCAGAUACUGUUAUAUUCUCCAAAUUUGGAGCACACCACUUUGGCUUUUCGGCUAUUUGAAGAAAAAUUGCUGCCAAACACCCCCCCUUGGAGUGUGCUUGCCCGUGGAAAGUGGAAAGCUACAGAUGCUUCGGAACGUCACACCUUUGUCUCCGCCUCUGGUUUAGAAAAGAGGAAAGACGUUGAGAAAAGGAGACCAGACCUGCUCUUGCCCACAUACCUUACCUGCGUUCAUCUCGCCAGGAUUCUACAACAAUCUCAACGUUUAGCUGAACUAGGAAAAGGCGAUACUGCACCUCUCAUUGCCCUUUCACAAGUGGCUCCAGGCACGUUCCAUUUCAUACGAAAAAUCCCUCACGUCCCUGAUCGGGUCCAAGGCAUACUUCUGCGUAAUACCAAAAUAAUCAGAGGGGAUAGUCUCCGGCACUUCGGACAUCAAUUCAAAGCCGAUCGCUCUGGCGUAUUAGAAAGCCAAUCCCCCAUAGACCAUGUUCCUGUCGAGAAAAUCUUGAGUCUUAACGAAGACCUCGGGGGAUUCUCAUCUGAACUAAAUAACGACAUUAACGGUAUAUCCUCUAGUGAUUUUAUUGGUUGGGAAGAAGACCAUUCAGCUCGAGGUACUGAUAAAGAUCUAACAGUGGUUGCCCAGAUUGAGAGUUUCGAAGACUCGGAUGUAGCAGCCAAGCCUAUCAAACCCCCCCCAAGCGAGGAUAGUCUUAUUAAUACCUCGGCUCAAACUGUGGCACAGGGUGAGCGAUACGAAGGCCAGAUCAAUAGAUCAUAUAUCUACCUGGACCACAAACAUCGAUUUGAGAGCUCAGUGGAGAGGAGUGAGAGGAUUAAGAACGAAGAAGAAAAACUCAUGGCUGUCGUUCACACAAUGCGUUCAGAUGUCAAACAUCCAAGACUCAUGAGCCAUAUGCGGUUUGGUCGUCCGUCUCUGAAGGCUCCUGCACGAAAAGUACCAACUAUAGGCGAUCGCACAAACUGGGGCAGAUCUCUUUAUAAUCCGACAAGCCACCCACUAGAGAGUAUAGCACUCUCUGCGAAGAGCAUGCGAGAGGACCAAAUGGAAGCAAUCAGGUGUCAGGCGAACUAUGGCCGCACUGGGAAAUAUAAACUGAUUCGGGAGAUCAACCGCGGACCACCUCAACGUCUUGAACGAGUUAAUGCUCCAGCGGGACCUUAUACCAGGAGGUCGCUCUACCGGGCUGAGGACACAGGAGCACCACUGGACGUCAAAUUGGCCGCCAAAGUCGACAAAAUGGGGCCUUUACCUCGAUCAUUGUUGAGAGGAUUCACGUUCAAUCGAAUGGCAAGGCAGAGACAGGUCUUCCUGAGAAAGUGGAAAGAAGAAGAGAGGAGCAAAUCAUGGGAACGGCGGGCGCAGAGUGAGGAAGCUGUGUUCCUAGGCGACCAGUCUCAGGUUUAUAAUGCACUUGACGAGACGGUGGAGAUGAACCGGGCGAAGGCAGCGGCAGCCAGAGUGAACGAAAAGGAGAGGCUUCAGGCCCAAAAACUUGAGGCGCAUAAGGCCGAAAGCCGGAGAAUUCUGAAGGCAUACGCGCCUGAGCGCGAAAGGAAGCAGGCGGAGGCUGAUCUGCUUGCUAAAGAAGAAGUCGAUGACGACGACGAGAAGAAGAAGAAGAACAAGAAGCGUUCGGGAUAG
Exophiala aquamarina CBS 119918 is the source of this 3447-nucleotide messenger RNA. RefSeq lists its product as uncharacterized. Bases 1 to 3447 code for a protein of 1148 amino acids. Lineage: Eukaryota; Fungi; Ascomycota; Eurotiomycetes; Chaetothyriales; Herpotrichiellaceae. Gene Ontology annotation, molecular function: protein binding. The transcript has a single exon. The record is from RefSeq and is a predicted model, not a curated record.